Messenger RNA from Selaginella moellendorffii, 729 nucleotides. RefSeq names its product germin-like protein subfamily T member 2. The record is from RefSeq and is a predicted model, not a curated record. Gene Ontology annotation, cellular component: cell wall. Gene Ontology annotation, molecular function: manganese ion binding. Bases 1 to 729 code for a protein of 242 amino acids. Lineage: Eukaryota; Viridiplantae; Streptophyta; Lycopodiopsida; Selaginellales; Selaginellaceae. The transcript has 2 exons.
AUGAGCUCUAACGUCGUUGUCGUAUUGUUACAAGCACAUUACGUAUACAGUCCCCCUGUACAGAUGGAUCCCCAGUACUCGUCCGUUGGGAAAAGCUCGCUGUGGUCGGGUCACCUGCUUGCUUGUGGUGUCGCUGUAGUUUCAUCCGAUCCAGAUCCACUCCAGGACUUUUGCAUCGGAGAUCUCAACGUCGUCCCCGGGAUCAAUGGAUUUCCAUGCAGGAACUCGUCCACAGUCACGGUGGACGAUUUCAUCUACAGCGGAAUCGUCAACUCCUCCAACACCACAAACAUCAAUCGCUCCGGCGCAAUCUUUGGAACCGUGGUGAGAUUCCCGGGCCUCAACACUUUGGGUCUCUCCAUCGCUAGGCUCGACUUUCUCCCGGAAGGGAUCAUCCCUCCGCACACCCAUCCCAGAGCCUCAGAGAUGGUCUACGUAGAAGAAGGGACCGUCUACGCUGCCAUCGUCACAGCGGACAAUCGCCUGUUUGCCCGAGUGAUGAACAGGGGAGAAGUCAUGGUGAUUCCUCGCGGAUUAAUCCACUGGCAGAUGAACGUGGGAAGGACCAACGCGAAGAUCAUCGCCACUCUCAACUCCCAGCUCCCCGGAAUCCAGUUCAUUGCGAGAUCCAUGUUUGGAUCCCGACCAGAGGUGCCGGACGAGGUGCUUGAGAAGACUUUCUUCUUGGACGAGCGUAGCAUCAACCAAGUCCGAUCCAACUUUGUAUAA